Messenger RNA from Anarrhichthys ocellatus (wolf-eel), 1933 nucleotides. It is a transcript of the gene pdlim1, whose product is annotated as PDZ and LIM domain 1 (elfin). Gene Ontology annotation, cellular component: filamentous actin; Z disc; adherens junction. Gene Ontology annotation, biological process: muscle structure development; actin cytoskeleton organization; heart development. Lineage: Eukaryota; Metazoa; Chordata; Actinopteri; Perciformes; Anarhichadidae. Gene Ontology annotation, molecular function: actin binding; muscle alpha-actinin binding. The coding region runs from base 191 to 1159 and encodes 322 amino acids. The transcript is spliced from 7 exons. The record is from RefSeq and is a predicted model, not a curated record.
GGAAACUUCCAAAUCUAUUCGUCCAAGUGUAACCUGAGGGUCCACCCACUGCUCUGAUGCUGCGGAGCCAGGCUCAAACUUCUAGCUUGCGAUCUUUGCACAUGUCACAUGCAGUUGGAAGUGAGCUGGUGGUCUGAGACGGAUCUUUAAACACGGUAGCAGACUCCCCCGAAAGACCAACAAUACCACCAUGCCUCUCCGGGUUGUAGUGCAGGGUCCUGGGCCCUGGGGCUUCAGGCUGGUCGGAGGAAAGGACUUCGAGCAGCCGCUGACUAUUUCCCGGGUCACCCCCGCCAGUAAAGCCGCUCAGGCCAACUUGUGCAUCGGAGACAUGAUCCUGGCCAUCGACGGAGAAGCCACGGAGAACAUGACUCACUUGGCGGCGCAGAACAAGAUCAAGGGCUGCAUAGAGGAGAUGGUGCUCUCUGUAGACAGGUCAGAAUCUAAAAUGUGGUCACCGCUUUCCUCCGAGGAAGGGAAGACGCAUCCGUACAAGAUGAAUCUUGCAUCGGAGCCAAAGGAAGUGAGACACAUAGGCUCCACCCACAACAGGAGCGCGCUGCCGUUCGCCGGGUUUGGCCCCAAAGUUGUGACCAACCAGUACAACAGCCCGUCCGGUCUCUACUCUUCAGAGAACAUCAAGGACUUCAACUCGACCGUGGACGAAGUCAAAACCAUCGCGAUGGCCAACGAGCCCAACAACCAGGCUCCAUCGGAUCCAUCGCAGACAGGCAAGCGGCCGGCUGUAGCAGCAGAUUCUGAGGUUUACAAGAUGCUGCAGGAGAACCAAGAGUCCGACGAGCCUCCGCGGCAGUCGGCUUCAUUCAAAGUGCUUCAGGAGAUCCUUGAGACGGGGGACCCUGAUAAACCGUCGGGGUUCAGGAGUGUGAAACCACCCGCCACAAAGUUCGGCUCAUCGGUGGGGAACACGGACAAGUUACCCUCCUGUGACAAAUGUGGGUCGGGGAUCGUGGGGAUGGUGGUAAAGCUGAGGGACAAGUUCCGCCACCCCGAAUGCUACACCUGCACGGACUGCGACGUCAACCUCAAGCAGAAGGGACAUUUCUUUGUGGAGGAGCAGAUUUAUUGCGAAAAGCACGCACGCGAGCGAGUGACUCCUCCAGAGGGCUACGACGUGGUCACCGUCUUCCCCAAGUAGAGCGCCUCGCUGAGCUCUGCCUCGGACUGCACGCCACUACGGGACGCCGCGACGUGACCCAAGACAUUCCAACAUUUAGCUCUUGCUACUCCUAAGACUCUCCAAGGGUCUUUCUCUCGCAUUAAGCUUCAGUACAGUCACUGGUAGGCAGGACAGUAAAGAACUAUAUCUUUGAAAAUGUUGAUUUGCACAUUGACAUCUACAAAAGGAAAGUUGAUUGAUACUAUGAAAUGAUGGCAUUCUUUUUUUCUUUUUUUUUUCUUUUCUCUCCCAAAAAAUAAUGUAUCAUUUUCCAUUUGAUUGACACCCACUGUGUUUAAAUGAUAUUUGUCUUUGUACAUGUUCAGUAUGUUCGUUUGAAUCCUGGAAACAAAGGAAAGCCACACUUUUUCACCCAGAGGGACAUGUUUUAUUAAAUAAAUAGAUGUACUUUUAUGCAGCAGAAACACAUUUGAAUAUCAUUACCAAAAUAAAUAUUUUUAGCUCAAACCAACUGUCUUGUCCUCAAUGAUUGUGCUUCACGGAGUGGGACUGAUUGUAAGUUGCUUUGUCAUGAAAUGAUGUUCUGAAACUCGCACUUCUUAUCUUAAACACUCAUUUUAAACCCAUUUAGUUUAAGUGCUUUAAAGAACUACGUUCAGUCUGAAGGUAGAGAAAGCUGCUGCACUGAUGGGUCUGGAAGUGCGGCAUGCCUUAAAGGUUUAACACAGAGAGCAGGGCAGCAGCUUUCUAAGUUACUCACAGUUCCUCAUAAAAAAAAAAAUAAUAGUAAAU